Molecule: messenger RNA, 2226 nt
Organism: Capsaspora owczarzaki ATCC 30864
Lineage: Eukaryota; Filasterea; Ministeriida; Capsasporidae
Exons: 17
Coding region: 1-2226 (741 amino acids)
Cellular component (GO): extracellular matrix
Molecular function (GO): protein binding
Source: RefSeq, a predicted model, not a curated record
AUGACACCAAAAGGGUUUGCCUUUGAACUGCUGCUGCUGUUCUGCGUGUUGCAUCGCGUCCAGUUGGCACUAGCAGUCGAUGCAUGUGGCACUGGCGGCGUGUGCGAUUGCUCGUCGGCCAUUGCUAUUAAUUGCAAAGGCAGGGCUCUCUCGACCAUUCCAAGCGGAAUCCCAGUUGGCGUAACGCACCUGUCUCUGUACAACAACACGAUCAGCAGCAUUCCCGCCUUUGCAUUCACAGCCCUGGCUGCGCUCAAGGAGGUGGAUCUGCAAAGCAACCAGAUCACCGCCAUAUCCCCAGACGCAUUCGCGGGUUUGACUUCGCUGAACUCAUUAUAUUUGUCCGACAACCCCAUCACAAGCAUUUCUGCGAACGCGUUCAGCGAUCUGACUGAACUGAGUUACUUACAUCUGAGCUACACCCAGCUCACCGACAUUUCAGCAAACGCAUUCACAACUUUACCCGCGUUGGUGAGCCUGAAUUUAGAAUUCACCCAGAUUACCACCAUUUCUGCAGCCGCAUUUACCAGCCUGGCUAAGCUGAAGAACCUAUAUCUGAACAAUAACCAGAUCACCAGCGUUCCCGAAUCUGCUUUCACAGGCCUGACUGCACUGGUUUCCUUGGAACUCGAUAACAACCAGAUUACAAGCAUUUCCGCAUUGGCUUUCGCAAACCUGACUGCGCUGUCCUAUUUGGGUCUGGCCAACAAUCGGAUUACCGGCAUCUCUGAAAACACAUUUACAGGCCUGACUGCGCUGGCUGCCCUAUAUCUGCUCGACAAUCAGAUCACCAGCAUUUCCGCAAACGCAUUCACAGACCUGACUGCCCUGACAACUUUAUCUCUGGCACUCAACCAGAUCACCAGCAUUUCCGCCAACGCAUUCACGGGCUUGACUACGCUCGCGGGCUUAUCUCUGGCACUCAACCAGAUCACCGGCAUUUCCGCCAACGCAUUCACGGGCUUGACUACGCUCGCGGGCUUGGAUCUGGCACUCAACCAGAUCACUGGUAUUUCUACCAACGCAUUCACCGGCUUGACGACGCUCGCGGUCUUGCGACUCGACAACAACCAGAUCGCCAGCAUUUCCGCCAACGCAUUCACAGGCCUGACUAUGCUGUUCUAUUUGACUUUGCAUAACAAUUCCUUCACCACUUUGCCGCCUGGUCUGUUUAAGGGCUUGCGAAACGGCUUGUGUUUGUCCAUGGAAACUUCACCGUUCCAACUCUUCCUAUAUCUACGCCCCAACAAUUUCACCUUUGGUGGAAACACUGUCGCUCCGCCGAGCACAUACGGCAAUGCAUCCUAUCCUUACCGGAACGGUUCGUGUUGCGGGACCAAUUGCCUGACCUGCACCUCGUCCGAUCCCUGCACUCAGUGCUACGAAGGAUACGGCAUGGUGACUGGAUCCUGUGUUCCGCUCGCCUCCAUCGCCUCAAUCGCGUCUACGCAAUCUGCCUCGGCUGCUUCAGUUGCCUCUGACGUUUCCGCCGCCUCGACGUCCUUUGCGUCAAUUGCCUCACAAGUUUCCGCAUCAGCCGCCAGUGCUUCAUCUGCAUGGCAGACGUCUGCUGCAUCUGCUGCCCCUCAUCUUGUUGGCUGCGCUGGUUGUGGCUCUUCGGCGUCGCCGCUCACCAAAGGCAUUGGCCACCACCAGCACGGCCACCAGACUUACCAGUCGGUUGAUUCCAGCAACACUGUGUCCAACGUUGUGAAUCCAACCUAUGCAGCAUUGUCUGGCACUGACAACCAUGCUCUGUAUGAAGAUGUUGGCUCGGCGCGCCUGGCCCCUGUCGGUGCGUCGGAACAGGUGUAUGCCGAAGCAUCCAGUACAACACAACCGUCAGGUAGCAGUGGCAUCGAGUACGCCGAUCCUUCGCUGCCCAACGCCUCCUCCGUUCGUGCGCAGUCCGCGUCCUCACCAACUUUUUAUGCGACGGUAGCUGCUGUACCAUCCGAGCAGACCUACGAAGCUGUGUCUGCUACUGGCACCCAUGCCGUGUACGAAGAUGCCGGCUCAAAGCCCCAAGCUCCUGCAGGCUCAUCGGAACUGCAGGAUACUGACGCAGCCGUGUCUGCAUCCGGUGUCGAGUACGCCAAUCCUUCGCUGCCCGAUCCCUCGUCUGUUCGUGUGCCAACCGCGUCCUCACCAACUUCUUACGCGACGGUCGCUGUCGUACCUUCCACGCAGACCGGGAAUGUCGACUACGCGUCGAUCACAAACUAA